Oppia nitens is the source of this 1744-nucleotide messenger RNA. RefSeq names its product cysteine desulfurase-like. Gene Ontology annotation, cellular component: nucleus; cytosol; mitochondrion. Bases 358 to 1716 code for a protein of 452 amino acids. The transcript is spliced from 2 exons. Gene Ontology annotation, biological process: [2Fe-2S] cluster assembly. Gene Ontology annotation, molecular function: cysteine desulfurase activity; pyridoxal phosphate binding. The record is from RefSeq and is a predicted model, not a curated record. NCBI's taxonomy places the organism in Eukaryota, Metazoa, Arthropoda, Arachnida, Sarcoptiformes, Oppiidae.
AAUAAUAGAAAACAUGGGAUUUGUAUUGCAUUUUGCAAAUCGUGUGAUAAAAUUUUGUCAAUCAAUUGAUCGGUCAAUCAAUUAAUUGUCAACAAAUAAAACAACUGUCCGUUUGAAUGACCAGUUUGUGAUCACCAAAACAUUUAGUGAUUUCCGACAAAUGUUUGAACAUUAAAGUCAAAAGUGGUUUUGUAUUAAUCAAACAAAACUUAUAACAAAUCAUUAGAUGUAUUACGACAUCACUUGCGAACCACACUUAAGAAAUUUUUUUUUCUGUUAGUGUUGUUGUCGUUGUCGGUGUUGUUGUCAUUUGAUUUCUAGCAUAACUUAAGACAUUUGUUGACCAAAAGAAACAAAAUGUAUUGUUGUUUAAGACAUUGCAAUCAAUCGUUUCAUAUAAUGAACAGAUUGUUAAUAUCAAGACAUAAAUCGUCAGUUGUCGGCAUUUUUCACAACUCAAAUGCUCGAUAUUUGUCAUCGGACUUCGGUAAGAGUCCGCCAUCACUUCUGCGACCACUUUAUUUGGACGCGCAGUCAACUACUCCUAUGGAUCCAAGAGUUUUGGACGCAAUGUUGCCGUUUAUGAUCUCCAAGUAUGGAAAUCCUCACUCAAGAACACAUGCCUACGGCUGGGAGGCAGAGAAGGCCACUGAAGAGGCCCGAGAAAGUGUGGCCGAUAUUAUAGGCGCCGAUCCUAAAGAAAUAGUGUUCACUUCCGGUGCCACCGAAUCUAAUAACAUAGCACUGAAAGGUUGUGCAAAGUUUUAUAAAGAAAAAAGAGAUCACAUAAUUACCACUCAAACUGAACACAAGUGUGUUCUCGAUUCGUGUCGUUAUCUCGAAAACGAAGGCUUUAAAGUCACUUACCUUCCCGUCCAGACUUCAGGCGUUAUCGAUAUAGAAGAUCUAAGGAAUGCAAUAACCGAUCAAACAGUUUUGGUCUCUAUUAUGACAGUUAAUAACGAGAUAGGAGUCAAACAACCGAUUAAAGAGAUCGGAGCUAUUUGUCGAUCCAAAGGUGUUUUCUUUCAUACAGACGCCGCACAAGCCGUCGGCAAAAUUCCUAUUGAUGUCAAUGAAAUGAAUAUCGAUAUGUUGUCUAUAAGUGGACACAAAAUAUACGGACCUAAAGGUAUAGGUGCUCUGUAUGUCAGACGUAGGCCCAGAAUUCGUAUAGAAGCCCUUCAGAGUGGCGGCGGUCAAGAAAGAGGUAUUAGAAGCGGAACUGUUCCGACAUCACUAGUUGUUGGGUUAGGAAGUGCCUGUUCUGUCUCUAAGAAAGAGAUGGCUUAUGAUCAUCAGUGGAUUGAAUCUCUAUCCAAUCAAUUGGUUAAUAAAAUUAUGAAAGAAUUACCGAAAGUUAUCCGAAACGGUGACCCGAAUGUUACUUAUCCGGGUUGUGUUAAUCUUUCAUUUGCUUACGUUGAAGGAGAAAGUCUUUUAAUGGCAUUGAAAGAUGUGGCUCUUUCUUCUGGCAGCGCCUGUACUUCAGCCUCAUUGGAGCCGUCAUAUGUGUUAAGAGCCAUUGGAUCUGAUGAAGAUUUGGCUCAUUCAUCGAUUCGUUUUGGAUUAGGAAGGUUUACCACAAUUGAAGAGGUAGACUAUACUGUAGAUAAUUGUAUUCAUCACGUCAAGAGAUUAAGGGCUAUGAGUCCUCUCUGGGAAAUGGUUGAGGAGGGCAUCGAUAUUAAGUCAAUCAAAUGGACACAACAUUGAUUUUAGAAAAAGAUUUAAUCAUUUAAUG